Molecule: messenger RNA, 1513 nt
Organism: Cydia amplana
Lineage: Eukaryota; Metazoa; Arthropoda; Insecta; Lepidoptera; Tortricidae
Exons: 7
Coding region: 74-1504 (476 amino acids)
Source: RefSeq, a predicted model, not a curated record
AGAGCGACUUUCACCCGCGCCAGUGUGCCCCGCGCCGCGAGCCGAGCUCGACGCACGCGCACAUGUCAGCGCCAUGACGGACGACCGCGCGCGCUCCGCGGAGGCCGACUUCCCGCGGCCGACCGCCACGGUCUCCUCCCUCAAAUCCGAGGAUUCCACAGAACAGUUGAUAUGCAAAACGCCACAAGAAAAAGUGAAAAAUGUUAAGGAUAAACAGAGUGUUAGCUCGAAAAGUGUCGAAGCCGGUAGUGUGAGGGUUACGAAGAGGAAACUGGUUGUGUUUUUGGGGUUGGGGCAGGUGAUUCUGGGGGCGCUUCUGGUGGGGGCGGGGGCGUUGGCGGUGGUGAAGGGGGCUGCGCUGUCCCGGGUGGGCGCCGGACUGUGGGCGGGCUGCGUGGCCGUGGUGGCCGGCGUAGUCGGCGUGCUGGCCGGGAUUAAUGACUGCUAUGGACUGAAUGGAACCAACAACGGGAGCGGUCUCCUGACGGCGUUCCUGGCGCUGUCGCUGCUAUGCUUGGCAUGCGGUAACAGCGCGGCCGUUCUCGCCGCCACGGGCCUGCAGAGGGCCUCGUCCCGGUCUCUGCUGGCAACUGGGCCUAACGCCAGCUUUCAGGAUGAAAUGGAAGCAUGGACGCCCGUCCUCACGAACAUCGCGCUGCUCAUCAUCGCCUCCGUCCACUGCCUCGUCUGCAUCGUCAGCAUCUACCACCUGUCCAAGCGCGUGUGCCCCUGCUUCCGGCCCAAGCAGGCCUACGACCACAACCAGUUCGACCCGGGCUUCAAGCCUUACGUGGUGCACGUGGACGAGAAGAAAGAGAAAGGGGAUAGGGAGAGGGAGAGGGAGAAGGGACAUGAGCUGUGUAAGGAGUUGGAGAAAAAGCUGCAGGGGGAGUCGUUGAAAAAGAAAAAGGUUGAAUCCCCCGAGUUCGGCAGCGCCAACAGCAAGGAGAAGCUAGUGUCGCACUGGCUAGGUCGGCAGGCACCGGCGUUGGCGCCCGCGGCGCCCGUGGCACCAGUGGCGCCCACCCGCGGGCGCCGGGCGCGCGGCGUGCGCAAGCGGCCCCCACAGCUGCUGUUGCUGCCCGCACAUCCCGCUAGCACGCUGGGCCGCAUGCCAGUGAGCGUGAUGGUGCCUCCGCGCUACGCCACGCUACCGCUUCCUCCAGCACCUUACGCUGCAGCGCCGCUCUUCUAUCCCGUACACGACGCGCGACUCCGACGACGACGCUCGCCUCGCGACCCACGCGAGCGCAGGCGGCGUGAGCGAGACCGAGACAGCCAGCUGACUCGCUCACUCGAGCGCAUUCAUCGCAAGAGACGAGCUGAGCGCGACCGCGUCUCAGACGAGCAACUGAAGAGGACAUACACCGGGCUCGAUAGGGCAUACGCCGAGCAGUUCAUCGCCGUGUGCGACGAAAGCCGCCAGGCCGGGGAGCGACACGACUCGCUGCCCAGCACCACUAGCGACUCCAGCCAAUCUCAUUCCCACAGAGAAUCUAUGUAGAGGGCACCA